AUGAGCGCAGCGUUCCCGCCGUCGCUGAUGAUGAUGCAGCGCCCGCUGGGGAGUAGUACCGCCUUCAGCAUAGACUCGCUGAUCGGCAGCCCGCCGCAGCCCAGCCCCGGCCAUUUCGUCUACACUGGCUACCCUAUGUUCAUGCCCUACCGGCCGGUGGUGCUGCCGCCGCCGCCGCCGCCGCCGCCCGCGCUGCCCCAGGCCGCGCUGCAGCCGGCGCUGCCGCCCGCGCACCCUCACCACCAGAUCCCCAGCCUGCCCACCAGCUUCUGCUCCAGCUUGGCGCAGGGCAUGGCGCUCACCUCCACGCUCAUGGCCACGCUGCCCGGCGGCUUCUCCGCGUCUCCCCAGCACCAGGAGGCGGCGGCUGCCCGGAAGUUCGCGCCGCAGCCGCUGCCUGGCGGUGGCAACUUCGACAAGGCGGAGGCGCUGCAAGCCGACGCGGAGGACGGCAAAGGCUUCUUGGCCAAGGAGGGCUCGCUGCUUGCCUUCUCCGCGGCCGAGGCUGUGCAGGCGUCGCUCGUCGGGGCUGUCAGAGGGCAAGGGAAAGACGAGUCAAAGGUGGAAGACGACCCGAAGGGCAAGGAGGAGAGUUUCUCGCUGGAGAGCGAUCUGGAGUACAGCUCGGAUGACAAUCUGACUGGCCAGGCGGCUCACAAGGAGGAAGACCCCGGCCACGCGCUGGAGGAGACCCCGCCGAGCGGCGGCGGCGCGGGCAGCACCACGUCCACGGGCAAGAACCGGCGGCGGCGGACUGCCUUCACCAGCGAGCAGCUCCUCGAGCUAGAGAAGGAGUUCCACUGCAAAAAGUACCUCUCGCUGACCGAGCGCUCACAGAUCGCGCACGCCCUCAAACUCAGCGAGGUGCAGGUGAAAAUCUGGUUCCAGAACCGCCGGGCCAAGUGGAAACGGGUGAAAGCCGGCAAUGCCAAUUCCAAGACAGGGGAGCCCUCCAGGAACCCCAAGAUCGUUGUCCCCAUCCCCGUCCACGUCAGCAGGUUCGCCAUUAGAAGUCAGCAUCAGCAGCUAGAGCAGGCCCGACCCUGA
Eubalaena glacialis (North Atlantic right whale) is the source of this 1047-nucleotide messenger RNA. It is a transcript of the gene GBX2, whose product is annotated as gastrulation brain homeobox 2. The record is from RefSeq and is a predicted model, not a curated record. The transcript has 2 exons. Gene Ontology annotation, molecular function: DNA-binding transcription factor activity, RNA polymerase II-specific; RNA polymerase II transcription regulatory region sequence-specific DNA binding. Lineage: Eukaryota; Metazoa; Chordata; Mammalia; Artiodactyla; Balaenidae. The coding region runs from base 1 to 1047 and encodes 348 amino acids. Gene Ontology annotation, cellular component: nucleus. Gene Ontology annotation, biological process: regulation of nervous system development; regulation of transcription by RNA polymerase II.